This is a messenger RNA of Dermatophagoides pteronyssinus (European house dust mite), 2102 nucleotides long. Its product is annotated as G protein-coupled receptor kinase 2-like. The record is from RefSeq and is a predicted model, not a curated record. Gene Ontology annotation, cellular component: cytoplasm. NCBI's taxonomy places the organism in Eukaryota, Metazoa, Arthropoda, Arachnida, Sarcoptiformes, Pyroglyphidae. Gene Ontology annotation, biological process: regulation of signal transduction; protein phosphorylation; signal transduction. Gene Ontology annotation, molecular function: ATP binding; G protein-coupled receptor kinase activity.
AUAAACGAUGUAAAGUAAAUAAUCAAAAUUUUUCAAAUACCAUUUGUUUUUUUGUUUUUCGUUCCGAUUCUGAUCACCCGAUCAUCAUUAUUAUUUUUACCAUUGUUUGACGGAAUUUCAGUUUUUUCAAAUCGUUCAUUCAUUCAUCAAAUAAAAUAUAUUGAUACAACUGGAAAACAAUAAGAAAAACAAAACGUCAACAAAAAUAAAUCGUCAAAGCUGGAGUUGAUGGAAUUGGAGAAUAUUGUUGCCAAUACUGUGUAUCUUAAGGCUCGUGAAGACAGUAAUAAAGGCAGAAGUAAAAAAUGGAAAAAAUUAUUACAACUUCCACAUAUUACACAAUGCCUUUAUCUGAAGGAUAAAUUAGAUAUUCAUUAUCGAUAUAUUGUCGAGCUUCAACCAAUUGGUCGUCUAUUGUUUCGUAAAUUUUGUGAAACAACAAAACUUUCAUAUCAUAAUUGUAAUCUAUUUCUCGAUGCUCUGGAAAAUUACGAAUUAUCGGAAGAAAAGGAAAAAACUGCCAAAAAAAUUAUACAAGAAUUUUUAAUAUCAGAUAAUCAAAGUAAAAAUUUUGUCGAAAUUCUAACCGAAGAAAUUGUUGAACGUUGUUUAUCAAAUUCAUCGAAUGCAACCAAAGGAUUGUUUGCCGAUUGUUCAUUCUAUGUUAAACAUUAUCUAUCGGAAAAACCGUUUAAAGAAUUUGAAAAUAGUAAAUAUUUUUUACGAUAUUUACAAUGGAAAGCUCUAGAAUUACGUCCAGUUACAAGCAAAACAUUUCGUAUGUAUCGUGUACUUGGAAAAGGAGGAUUCGGCGAAGUAUGUGCUUGUCAGGUUCGUGCUACAGGCAAAAUGUAUGCAUGUAAAAAAUUGGAAAAAAAACGUAUAAAAAAACGUAAAGGCGAACAGAUGGUAUUGACGGAAAAACAAAUUUUACAAAAAGUUAAUUCACGUUUUAUUGUUAGUCUUGCAUAUGCAUAUGAAACGAAAGAAUUUUUAUGCCUAAUAUUAACCAUAAUGAAUGGUGGUGAUCUUAAAUUUCAUAUCUAUAAUAUGGGUGGUGAAUCCGGUUUCGGUAUACAACGAUCUCGUUUUUAUGCUGCCGAAAUUACAUUAGGUUUUGAACAUUUACAUUCAAUCGGUAUUGUUUAUCGUGAUUUAAAACCGGAAAAUAUUUUACUUGAUGAUCAUGGUCAUGUACGUAUUUCAGAUCUAGGCCUGGCUGUUGAAAUACCUGAAAAUGAAAUGGUACGUGGACGUGUCGGUACUGUUGGUUAUAUGUCACCAGAAAUUGUUGAUAAUGAAAAAUAUUCAUAUAGUCCUGAUUGGUUUAGUUUGGGUUGUUUAAUUUAUGAAAUGAUUGAAGGUAAAGCACCAUUUCGUGCACGUAAAGAAAAAGUUAAACGUGAAGAAGUUGAAAGACGUAUUAAAUAUGAACAGGAAGUAUAUUCAAAAAAAUUUACCGAAGAUUCUAUGUUAAUUUGUAGACAGUUGUUACAGAAAAAAGUUAGAGAUCGACUUGGUUGUUCAAGUGAUCGUUAUGGAGCACGUGAAGUAAAAAAUCAUAUAUUUUUCAAAGAUAUUAAUUGGAAAAGACUUGAAGCUGGUCUUCUUGAUCCUCCAUUUGUGCCCGAUCCACAUGCCGUUUAUGCCAAAGAUGUUCUUGAUAUUGAACAAUUUUCAACUGUAAAAGGUGUUAAUAUUGAUUCAACUGAUGAUACAUUUUAUUCAAAAUUUAAUACUGGUUGUGUAUCGAUACCUUGGCAAAAUGAAAUAAUUGAAACAGAUUGUUUUGAAGAGCUAAGUAUAUUUGGUGGCCCAUUUGGUGAUGAAUUGACACCCGAUCUAAUCAUAUCGAAUGGACCACCAGAAAUUGAAGAUAAUUAUAAUUGUUUUCCAUUUCUACGUAAACAUCGUCAUAAAAAUAAUACUAAAUUGAAAAAUGAUUUAAAUUUAAAUAAUAAAUUAUUAUUAAAUACUAAUAAUGAAUCUGAAAUGAUUACGACAACCGAAUCUAGCCAAACAAAUUGAAGAAAGAAAAGAAAAACAUUGUUGAUAAAUUCUUCUAAUUCAAAAAAUAUAUAUAAUUAAUUAAUUAAUUUUUA